AUGCUUGCAAAGCCGGCACCGCGUCCACCGCUGACGGGCGUGCUAACACCGGUGUGGCCUAUUCUACGAGUAGCGCGAAACACUCCAAUUAGACCAGCCAAAGUCCCGCGAUACUUCUACGAGGAGAAUCUCCGUCAUGUGACAAUUCUCUUCAAAGCCAUGGAGAUUCCACUACGAGCUCGCUCGGCUAUCAAAUCGCAGCAGGCCAUAGCAGCCAAAACGGCAGAUGCUGUCAAAGAACGCAAGGCCCCAGCAACACAGUCCAGUAUUGUGUAUCGACCACACCGAGAGCGCGAUGCCAAGACGGUGGCAAGAACACUUGGGCAGGUCACAGAACGAGUGCCUCGGGGAGAUUCUUCAAGAGGGGAAACACUCGAAGGUUCCUUUCCUGCAUCUCAGCAGGCCUUUGCAGCCCCAAAACCAAAGGUAAACAGGAGUCGCGCAGACCACAUGAGACGAGAAAGCGAAGAAGAAGGCGAAUCCCAAUGGGAACCAAAGGCAAGCAGCACGGAAGGGGUACCGCAAGCAACAGAGAAAGAGCGGCGCGGGGGUCUUCCCCACAGAGUCGACAACGAACAGGAUGCCGCCGACAGAGAGUACCCCCCAUCAGAGCUCUCUGAAGCUGCUUCGGCCACCGCUGCCGCCAUUGGAGAUUGUUUGCGUCGCAUCCAAAGUAGCAUCUGCCCCAACGACAUAUGUUCACCCGUCGACAACCAGCGUUCGACCUUCGAUGCAGUGAAGGACUUGCUAUUCAAGGUGAUGGCUACCUACAUUGACGAAUGUCGCUAA
Messenger RNA from Besnoitia besnoiti, 789 nucleotides. RefSeq lists its product as uncharacterized. The coding region runs from base 1 to 789 and encodes 262 amino acids. The record is from RefSeq and is a predicted model, not a curated record. The transcript is spliced from 2 exons. Lineage: Eukaryota; Apicomplexa; Conoidasida; Eucoccidiorida; Sarcocystidae.